Gossypium raimondii (Peruvian cotton) is the source of this 1992-nucleotide messenger RNA. RefSeq lists its product as uncharacterized. The record is from RefSeq and is a predicted model, not a curated record. NCBI's taxonomy places the organism in Eukaryota, Viridiplantae, Streptophyta, Magnoliopsida, Malvales, Malvaceae. Bases 285 to 1646 code for a protein of 453 amino acids. The transcript has 6 exons.
UCAUUCCUUCUUCUCUCUUUUCUGUUAUUCUCCUGCUAGUUUCAUUUUCUGUUUUGCUUCUGAGUUUGUUUCUUCAACAAGGCUCGAGGCUUGCUAUUCAAGCAAGAUACAAAACAGCCUGUUAUUGUCUCUUUGUUCCAACAGACGAGCAAGACGUGGAAGAUGAUACUGCCGCUUUAUUCUGUGAGAAGGUUGUCAUUCCCCAUUUGAAGAGGCUGAAGUUGUCCUCCAUUAACAUUCAUAAGAUAUGGCACCACCCAUCCUACUCACCAGAGAGGAAUCACAUGUUCUCUACACUGUGGUCCCUGUGUCUGGAAGACCUUCCCAAACUCAAAGAUACCUGCUUUGAGAAUGGCUUUGAAUUCCCAUACUUAAGAGAUUUAACACUAACAAAUUGUCCUCUGCUGAGAACAUUCAUCUCUAAAUCUGUAUGUGGAGAUGAACCUCAAAUUCACCAACCUACAGAAACAAAUAACUCUGCUGUCCUCAAUCAAAAGGUUGUUUUCCCUCGUUUGGAGAAGUUGCUGAUUCAGGGCUGUGAUUCGUUAGAAGAAAUAAUUGAGCUGCAAGCACUCAAUGCCAAUGAAGCACAGUCAACAUCAGCUACUCGGUCUACUAUGGCAGAAACAGUGACGACCAAGUUUGUAUUUCCCCAUCUAACGCACCUUGGACUGGAUAAGGUGCCGAGUUUGAAAAGUUUCUACUCUAGGAUGCAUACCACCCAAUGGCCAUCAUUGAAAUUUAUGAAGGUUAUUGAAUGCCCCAAAGCACAGAUAUUUGGUGAGGUUGAAAUCCCAAACCAACAACCCUUGUUUUGCGUCAAUGAGGACACUUUCCCUGUUUUACAAGAAUUAACACUGAAGACGAAUGAUAUGAUAAAGGGGAUAUGGGAUGGACAACUCUCAUUGCAGUGUUUCCCAAACCUCAAACUUCUUAACCUCCAAUUCUUUCCUGAGACAUUCACUACUCUUCCAUAUUCCUUCAUUCAGUCACUACCAAAGCUUGAGAAGCUUGUUAUAAACAAUGCCUCCAUUUCUGAAAUAGUCCGGUUUGAAGGACUCAUCAACGAGGAAAGGCACACAUCGGCAUGCUAUCAGUUAGAGGCCUUAAGGUUGUCUCAACUUCCAGAGCUAACAUUAAAGACUUUAGAGCCAUUUUUGUUGUCUUUCAAAAAUCUAUUAAGUAUGGAAGUUUCAAGAUGCCAUGGAUUCAUCAAUCUAAUGGCUUGCUCGACAGCUAAGAGCCUGACACUACUAGAAAGAUUGAGCAUAGCUGAUUCUGAGCUGAUAGAAGAAAUCAUAUCAUGUGAAGGUGAAGAGUUACAGGCCAGCAUUGUUUUUCCCAAGCUGGAGUAUUUGCAACUAAGUCAUCUGCCAAGUCUAGCAAGCUUUUCCUUGGCGCAUCACUUGUUGGAGUUCCCAGUCUUGCAAAUGGUGAAGGUGAAAAAGUGCCCCAAAAUGAAGAAUUUCUGUCAAGGAGAGUUAAGCACACCAAGGCUGGAACAAGCGCACUUAACAGGAGAUGAGGACGGUGAACUGCAGUGGGAAGGCGACCUUAACACUACCAUAAAACAUAUGUUCGAUGAAAUGAAUGUUCAAAAUUCUCAAGCGGUCGAGGUUACUGAUCAGUUGCUCCAAAUGAAAUAAGGAAAUAUGUUGGGGUCCGUGUGAGACAAGCUCAGUUUCAUUUCAAUUCAAACCAAAUGGUUGAGUUGCUCUGUUGGAGUAUGGGGGCGUCCACUUUCCUUUAUUCUGUUUUUGCAAAUCCACUAUUGAACUGUUGCAUUUCACAUUAUAACCUAGGUAUUGAUUUUGAAGUGCAUCAUGUUUGGCACUGGGAAUUACAAACAUGAAAACUUUUAGUAGUAAGGUUGACCACAGUUUUAUGGAUGUAUUUCAGCCACAUUAUACUUUUUGCUGGUAUUUUUGUAUCAGCUUGGGGGAUUAGACGAUUUAAUUAAGAUUGCUACUCAUUUUGCGUGUGCUUGUUUCA